AUCUACUCUCACAUGAUUGGGCUCAGAACCGAAAGAGUGGCCAAUUGGGCAAAGUGCCAUGCACACCUUCCGUUCCGAACUUUCACUCAUCACAAACCCCCUGCCCUCAUUACCCAAGGAUGAAAGUCGUCGGUCUUACAGGAGGAAUCGCUUCAGGCAAAUCCACGGUCGUUUCUACGAUCCUGACGCUCGGUGUCCCGGUCAUUGACUGCGACAAACUGGCCCGAAUUGUGGUCGAGCCAACACACCCGGCCUACAAGAAGCUUGUUGCCCACUUUGGCACAGGAAUCCUUCAGAACCAGGAAAUGGGACAGCCAUUGGACCGGUAUAAGUUUGGGACGAUCAUCUUUCCGGAUGCAGCGCAGAGACGGGUUGCGAACUCGAUUAUUCAUCCAGCUGUGAGGGAUGAGAUUUUAAAGAGGUUGUUCAAGUACUGGAUCAAAGGCACUUCGUUGGUCGUAAUUGAUGUCCCGCUAUUGCUGGAGGGAGAGCUCUGGAGGAUUGUUAGUGAUGUCAUUGUCGUCUACUGUUCACCCGAGAUGCAGCUGGCAAGGAUCCAAUCCCGCGAUGGACUCUCAGAAGAAGACGCUCUCGCCCGUAUCAACGCUCAGAAACCUUUGAUCGAAAAAGUCGCCUAUGCAGAUCAUGUCAUCAACAACACCUCGGACCUAAACUCUCUGAAGCUAUCGACCCUCAAUGUCAUGGCAGCGAUCAAACCCAACCCCUUCUGGACAGUUCUCGCCUACUUUCCUCCAUUCACUGCAGUCCUUGUGGCCUGGGUCGUCGCCAAGAGACAUCUCAAAGGCGAUCCUCGAAAGACUAAACCAGCGAGUAAGGAUUCAUCUUCCGGAUCAAAUCCACCAGCACAUGCAUCCUAAGAAUCAAUCUGUAUGAUACCAGAAAGCCGCUGUAAUAAACAUUAUCGUACUUUUGAUU
This is a messenger RNA of Gamsiella multidivaricata, 936 nucleotides long. RefSeq names its product CoaE-domain-containing protein. Bases 120 to 878 code for a protein of 252 amino acids. The record is from RefSeq and is a predicted model, not a curated record. Gene Ontology annotation, biological process: coenzyme A biosynthetic process. The transcript has 3 exons. NCBI's taxonomy places the organism in Eukaryota, Fungi, Mortierellomycota, Mortierellomycetes, Mortierellales, Mortierellaceae. Gene Ontology annotation, molecular function: dephospho-CoA kinase activity; ATP binding.